Messenger RNA from Lodderomyces parapsilosis, 2031 nucleotides. RefSeq names its product Yvc1p (gene YVC1). Bases 1 to 2031 code for a protein of 676 amino acids. The transcript has a single exon. The record is from RefSeq and is a predicted model, not a curated record. NCBI's taxonomy places the organism in Eukaryota, Fungi, Ascomycota, Pichiomycetes, Serinales, Debaryomycetaceae.
AUGUUCGAUCUCGAGGAUAACAAUCCGUUGCUACCUGCACCACAAUCAGACAAUGAAGGAUCUAUAUACGGUCAAGAAUUGAAUUGUCCUAACGGAAGACAAGUAUGGAGGAUUUGUACAAACUUGAAAUUAUUAAUCGAUAAAGUUGUCCCCAUUCUUUUCGACAAGGAGGAAAUUUUGAGACCCGAUUCUUCGAUCUUGAACGACAAUGUUAUUGAACUCUGUUAUACUGCUGCAGGAGGUAAAGGUGAUGGCGAAGAAGGAACUUCCUCACGCAAGUAUCGUGCAUGUUUGGUGUUUUGUUUAUUAAAAGUGUGCGAUUGGUACUGGCAACAGAGUGAAUUUGAAUUGAGUGAUAAUGAAUUGUAUUCCUUGCGUGCAUUGAGUGCUCAAACCUUGGCUGCUAUAAUCAUUGAACGAGAACAUGAUGAAAAGUACUUAUUUUUGAGUAUGUUAUGUCACCGAUAUACAAUUUGUUUGAAUGGUGAAGAUGCUGAGCGGGUUAGUGCUUUGGAGUUGGCUGUGGACAUGCAUUCCACAACCGUCAUCAGCUCUUCGGGAUAUCAAAGAUGUAUCAAGUGGUUAUGGCGAGGAUGGAUUGUCCAGUCAUCUUCUGAUCCUCACUCCUAUGUUUUGUACAAGGGGGUUUCUUCUCACUCCAUUAGAACCCAUUUUGAUCCAGCACGACUCAAGACACCAUUGUAUCAAAACAUAUUAGAAGUGUUUUUCAGUUUUGUUUACUUGGUGCUUUACUCAAUCAUAUUGAAUACUAAUUCAAAAGAGUAUUCAAACUUGAACAUUUUUGAAGUGUUUUUCUAUUUGUGUACAUUGGGGUCCGUUUUGGACGAAUGUGUCAAGUUUUAUCACGUUGGAUGGAAUUAUUUGGGAUUUUGGAAUGCGUUUAAUGAUUCAAUGCAUACAAUAAUAACCAUUUCCAUUGGAUUCAGAUUUGCUAGUAUCAAUGCCCAUGGCGAUCUAAGGGAUAGAUAUGAUGAGAUAUCGUAUCGUUUGUUGAGUUGUGCUGCCCCCUUCAUGUGGUCAAGGCUAUUAUUGUUUUUGGAUGCCGAGAAAUUUGUGGGUGCAAUGAUGGUUGUCUUAAAAGUUAUGAUGAAAGAGUCAAUCUUGUUUUUCGUCUUGUUGGGUGUUGUCAUCAUUGGGUUUUUACAAGGUUUUCUUGGAUUGGAUGCUUCAGACGGAGAAAGUGAUGCCACAAUGAAGAUUUUGCGGUCAUUAUUCAAAGGUGUCAUUGGGGACUCGUCUUUCGAUGAAAUGGGUAAAUUAGUUCCACCUUAUGCAUCAGUAUUAUACUAUGUUUACACCUUUUUGCUUAGUGUCAUAUUGAUGAAUAUCUUGAUUGCAUUGUAUUCCACCGCUUAUGCUGCAGUUGUUGACAAUGCAAAUGAUGAGUAUUUGGCUUUACUCGCGCAAAAGACCUUGAGAUACGUUAGAGCCCCUGACACCAACAUUUAUGUUCCUCCUUUGAACUUGAUCGAAAUUGCGAUAACACCAAUUAGCUGGGUCACAACAAAGAAAACUUUUAGGGUUGUCAAUUACUAUGUGAUGCUCGUAAUGUAUGCACCAUUGUUACUUUACAUCACCAGCGUAGAAUUGGCAGCAGCAAGAAGAAUCACAUACAAUAGGUACAAGCAUUUACCCGAUGAUGCUAAUGAACAUGAUACUGAAUGGGACUUGACCGAUGGGUUUGGUGAUGCUGGUGAUGGUAAUGACUCUUCACAAUUACACAACACCCCCUUGGAUGGAGUAAGGGCUCGUACUUCAGAGAUAAAUGAUGAAUUAAGUGCACAAAGAGCUAGUGAAAGGGAAGAUAAUGAAUUCAUGAUCAAUUUGAAUGAAUUUGAAAAGAAAGUCGAAGCUGUCGCCAAACCAGUUAAAGAAGCUACAAAAGUUGGUUUGAAUUGGCAAUUUUAUGACUUGUAUAAAAAGAUUGAUAAAUUGACCGAAAUGGUUGAGUUGGUUAUCACUGAAAAUAAGGAGUUGAAAGGCAAGUUGGGAGGCAGUUCUAGUAAGUAA